UAAAAAAUAGAGGUACGCACAUUAAUAGAGAGAAAAAAGAAGCACGCAAAUAUUCGAACAGACAUAGAUAUAUAGUUAAUUCAAAAAAAUAGAAAGCACCGACUCGGUGCAAAUCCGAGGGCAGAUCCGUCGUGGAUCGCCAGAACCGACAAUAUAUAUUGAUGGAUGAUUCGAGUACUAAUCCAUACACACGGUGGAUUUUCCAUCAGAUUUGCACCGACCCCAGAAUAAUAACAAAAAUGUAUUCGAUCGACCACGCAUCCUAUAGAUUACAGCAAUGCUUUCGAUAAAUUAAACAUUGUCGCUUAAAACUAUUUAUAAUUUUAAUUUACGUUUGUGCCGCGUGUUAUUCUCAUUAAAAAAAACAUCAGAAACGUCACUACUAAAGUAAGUAAUAGUAUUUCUUUAUGUUUCUCAAAAUUUCAGAUAUCCAUAUCAGAGCAACAUAAAGAUCUUGCUACAAAAGGAUUUAUAGACGUCGCCAGAAUUCAGAGUCUAUCAGAAACCGUUCAGGAAUCAUGCCACAGGAUCAUUAGAACUGAGCUUGAUCAGGUUAAAGAAGAAGCUCCAAUGAUCAUAAAGCAAGUGCAAGACUUCAAACAAGCAAUAACAGAAGCACAAGAAAAGAUCGCUGAAGAACAAAAUAAAAAUGAAUUAAACGAAGCUAAUGUUGAAUUGGAAGAAGCAAUAACAGAACUUACAGCUGUCGUACACGAAAAAACUCUGAAUAGAGCUAAAUUAACAGCAGUGAUUACAAAGGUACUUGACUCAACACGAUGGAUUUGUUAUAUUAUCGAGAAAGUGUCUAUUGUCCCUGAAGUGAAAGAAGUCUCACCCGAAAUUAAGGCGUGCCGCGAUGAUAUCUUAAAGAAUUGUAGGUAAGUUAUAAAAAAAGAAAAACUGA
Messenger RNA from Diatraea saccharalis (sugarcane borer), 904 nucleotides. NCBI's taxonomy places the organism in Eukaryota, Metazoa, Arthropoda, Insecta, Lepidoptera, Crambidae. The record is from the annotation of a GenBank genome assembly.